Molecule: messenger RNA, 2003 nt
Organism: Mangifera indica (mango)
Lineage: Eukaryota; Viridiplantae; Streptophyta; Magnoliopsida; Sapindales; Anacardiaceae
Product: putative pectinesterase/pectinesterase inhibitor 28
Exons: 2
Coding region: 161-1825 (554 amino acids)
Biological process (GO): cell wall modification
Molecular function (GO): pectinesterase inhibitor activity; pectinesterase activity
Source: RefSeq, a predicted model, not a curated record
UCCAGGGGGCAUUUACAAUAAAAAUAAAACUUCAGAGCCCGCCCCAAACGGCUCUGUAAAUAUUUCAUCAAAUAAAAGGUCUGUAUUUUCAAUUUCAUACCCAGGAAAAAAAAAUACACAGAUAAAUAUAUAUCGUAUCAUUUUAUUUAUAUUAAAAAAAAUGGCGAAUAAGACUGUUUUUAUUGGCUUUGGCGCUGUGUUGUUGAUCGCCAUGGUGGUGUCUAUCGGGGUGCUUAUUAGCCGCAGCAGCGAGAAAAAAGAUGACUCUGAUUUAUCCACUUCAACAAAGGCUAUUAAGGCCGUUUGUGAGCCGACUACUUACAAAGAAACCUGUCAAAAGAGCCUCGAAAAAAAGGGUGGUGAAAAUGUGACCAACCCGAAAGACUUGAUCAAGAUGGAGUUUGAAGUGGCGAUUGAUGAGCUGAAGGCUGCUCUGGAUAACUCUUCUGCCUGGAAAGAGGCUAACAAGGAUCCAAUGGUGAAACAGGCUUUUCAUAAUUGUAGGGAACUUUUGCAUGAUGCCAUUGAUGAUCUGCACACCUCCUUUGGGGAAAUGAGCAAGGUUGAUGUUCGUAAAGCUGAUCAUUACAUUGAAAACGUGAAGGUCUUCCUCAGCGGUGCUGCGACUUUCCAGGAAAGUUGCUUGGAUCAAUUUGAAAAUGUGACGGGUGAUUUCGGAGAGAAGAUGAAAAAGCUGUUGAAUACUUCCAGGGAGCUUACAAGCAAUGGCCUGGCGAUGAUGCAUGAUUUCUCUGAGGUGCUCAAUUCAUUGCAUGUAGGGCAAAAAGAGAGACGACUUCUCUCUAAUGAUGAUUUUCCUGACUGGGUUAGCGCGGGUCGUCGGAGGCUCCUUGCUGGGCCUCCUCCAGCUGAUGUUGUUGUGGCUCAGGACGGCAGUGGCAAAGUCAAGACCAUCGCGGAAGCUCUCGCUCUUGCUCCCGAUGCCCAGAACAACCCCACCAAUAAGCCCUUCAUAAUUCACAUCAAAGAAGGAGUUUAUAAAGAGUACGUGACGGUCGAUAAAACCAAAGCAAAUGUUAUGUUCAUCGGCGAUGGCGCCACGAAGACUAAGAUCACCGGCAACAAGAACUUCAUCGACGGAGUCAACACCAUGAACACAGCCACAGUCGCCAUUUUGGGACCCAAUUUCAUCGCCAAGGACAUGGGAUUCGAGAACAGCGCCGGAGCUGAGAAGCACCAAGCGGUGGCACUGCGUGUUCAAGCUGACAGCGCGAUCUUCUACAACUGCCAAAUGGAUGGCUACCAGGACACUCUCUACGCCCACGCCCAUCGGCAAUACUACCGAGACUGCACCAUCACCGGCACCAUAGACUACAUCUUCGGUGACGCAGCGGCCAUCUUCCAGAAUUGCAGGUUGAUAUUCAGGAAACCAAUGGCGAACCAAGCCGUGAUCAUUACAGCCCAAGGAAGAGCCGAUAAGAACGCAGUGACAGGAUUCGUUCUCCAGAACUGCGUAAUCGGCGGAGAGCCAGAUUACGUGGCGGUGAAGGAUCAAAACAAGGGUUACCUGGGAAGGCCCUGGAAGGAGUUCGCGAGAACAUUAUACUUGCAAUCAGAGAUCGGAGAUGUGAUUCAGCCUGAGGGGUGGAUGCCAUGGCAAGGAGACUUUGCUCUGAACACUUGCUGGUACGCUGAAUUUGGCAACAGUGGCCCUGGUUCUGACACCGCAAGGAGAGUUACAUGGCCUGGUAUUCAGAAAAUCAAUGCUCAGCAAGCUGAAGGUUUCACCCUCGCGAAGUUCAUCGGGGUUGACUGGAUUCAGAACAAGAAUGUGCCCUUCACUGCUGGAAUGGAGACCGCUUAAGCCCAGGGAUGGCUUCAUAAUCAUAUACAUUCAUACAUACAAAAAAAUUUUUUACCAAUGUUUAUCAUUGAAACAGAUAUUCAAUUUAUUCUUGUAAUUUUUUGUAUUAAUGUUGAGAGAAAGGUUACCUAACUUUUUUCUUCAGAUAAAUAAAGACAAAAUUUUAUCUUGAGAAGCU